AUGGCCUCCCCUCUUCGCUCAAAUCCCUGGCGGGCAUACCAGUGCCUCGCCCGUCAAAGGGCCCGCACCCCUCAAAACACCCGCCACCUCUCCUCAACCACCCUCCGAUCCGCCAACAAUGCCGCCAGCAAUCCCCUCCGAUCCGCCGAGCGCGCAAAGCGUGUACAAGAGGUUGCGAAAGCAAAGCGCUCAGUCGUCAUCUCCACCGUGGGAAUCAUUGCCUGUGCAGCAACAAUGUACGGAUUGGUCACAUAUGACGUGUUUGGAGUCGAAGCAUUGAAGAACAAGGAGGAGAAGACCGCAUCAAACAAACAAGCCGAAGCCACUACCCCGACAAACAACGGCGCAAUCAAAAUGGACGGACCAACCGGCUUCCCAAGUGACGGUGGACCGCCCCGAAACAGCUCAGUCCCAUAUUUCCCCUCAACCAUCCGCCUACCGUCCAUCAAAGAUGCCGACAAAAAACAAGCCGGCGACGAACUCUCCACCUCCGACGGCGACGAUUACCAACUCCUCGGCCUGGGCAUUCGCAGCGUCUCCUUCCUCUCAAUCCAAGUCUACGUCGUUGGUCUAUACGUCGCAAAAUCAGACAUCACCGAACUCCAACAACGUCUAGUCCACACAGCCGUCCACCCACCCUCCAACGACCCAGCCGCUAUCUCCGGCGCCGGCGCAGACGCAGCAACAUCCCUCGUCCCGCCAGAACGUCAACAAUUAAAGGAAAUGCUCCUGGACCCGGAGAACGGCGACGCCGCAUGGUCUGCUAUUAUCAAGGAUGACGGGAUUCGAACUGCCUUCCGCAUCGUGCCUACCCGUAACACGGACUUUAUGCAUCUCCGCGACGGUUGGGUCCGUGGCAUCACUGCUCGCGCACAGCAGAAGAAGCCUGCCCCGGGCUCCGACCAACUCGGCGAAUUCCAGGAUCAGGAAUUUGGAACGUCGAUGAAUGACUUCAAGGCUGUUUUUGGCGGUGGUCAGCGGAAGAAUGUUCCCAAGGGACAGACUUUGGUUCUUAUGCGUGGUGCGCAGGGUGCGCUGGAUGCGCUUUUCCAGCCUGAGGCUACUAAGCCUGUUCAGUGGAUGGGGAGGGUCGAGGAUGAGCGGAUUAGUCGUCUUGUUUGGUUGAAUUAUUUGGCUGGGAAGAAUGUUUCUAGUGAGGGGGCGCGGAGGAAUAUUGUUGAUGGGUUGAUGACUGUUGUUGAGCGGCCUGUUGGAACUGUCACUCAGCGGAUUGUUUGA
This is a messenger RNA of Penicillium cosmopolitanum, 1239 nucleotides long. RefSeq names its product chalcone isomerase domain-containing protein. Gene Ontology annotation, molecular function: intramolecular lyase activity. Lineage: Eukaryota; Fungi; Ascomycota; Eurotiomycetes; Eurotiales; Aspergillaceae. The transcript is spliced from 2 exons. The record is from RefSeq and is a predicted model, not a curated record. The coding region runs from base 1 to 1239 and encodes 412 amino acids.